UACAAAAAAGUAAAACUCUAUAUCAACAAGUAUCCACACAUUCUAUAUACAAAAGUAAGUAUAUGUAAAUUAUAUACACACCAUCAGUAUAUAGUCUACACAGCAUAUACAUAACAAUCCCCCCCAACAUCUCAACCAUGAAACUUUUUAUAAACUUAAUUGAAUGGAUGGAGAGGGGCCCUCUGCAGUGAGGGAGGCGUCGCCCCUUAUGGUCACAGGUGCAUUUACAUUAUAAAGCCCAGGGUGGGGGUCCCAGCACUAUGAAUACCUGGCUGCCCCCUCACACACUCACAACACACCUGACAAGCCAUGGAUUACCCACGACAUUUCUGGGACCCCCUCUACAAGCCAGUCCCCGAGCCACACAGCAUAGAGAGGAUCCUGGCCGACACGGAGAACUCUCCUGGGGAGGCCAAUGGAGGCCCCAGAGAGCCCGAUACCACUGAUGAGCGCAACAAGAAGUGCAAGAAGAAGAAUUAUCAACGCUACGCCAAACCACCCUACACCUACUUGGCCAUGAUCGCCUUGGUCAUCCAGACAUCCCCUGAGAGGAAACUUAAACUGUCCCAGGUAACCAACCUUCCAUUAUGGGGCUUCUUGGGGCUUUAGGGCAGCUAAGGGUGUGUAAUUUUUUUUAUAUAAUUUAAGCUUCUGACUGGCUCUGUUAUAUCUGCAACAUACAAAACUCAGA
Molecule: messenger RNA, 691 nt
Organism: Rana temporaria (common frog)
Lineage: Eukaryota; Metazoa; Chordata; Amphibia; Anura; Ranidae
Product: forkhead activin signal transducer 3-like
Exons: 1
Coding region: 310-609 (99 amino acids)
Biological process (GO): regulation of DNA-templated transcription
Molecular function (GO): sequence-specific DNA binding; DNA-binding transcription factor activity
Source: RefSeq, a predicted model, not a curated record